This is a messenger RNA of Sphaeramia orbicularis (orbiculate cardinalfish), 3808 nucleotides long. It is a transcript of the gene csnk1da, whose product is annotated as casein kinase 1, delta a. The record is from RefSeq and is a predicted model, not a curated record. Gene Ontology annotation, molecular function: protein kinase activity; ATP binding. NCBI's taxonomy places the organism in Eukaryota, Metazoa, Chordata, Actinopteri, Kurtiformes, Apogonidae. The coding region runs from base 1 to 1218 and encodes 405 amino acids. Gene Ontology annotation, biological process: protein phosphorylation. The transcript has 9 exons.
AUGGAGUUGAGAGUAGGAAACCGAUACAGGCUGGGAAGAAAAAUUGGAAGUGGUUCAUUUGGAGACAUCUACCUGGGUACUGACAUCUCAGUUGGGGAGGAAGUUGCCAUUAAGUUGGAAUGUGUGAAGACCAAACACCCCCAGCUCCACAUAGAGAGCAAAAUCUACAAGAUGAUGCAGGGUGGAGUGGGUAUCCCAACAAUAAAGUGGUGCGGUGCAGAGGGUGACUACAAUGUGAUGGUGAUGGAGCUGUUGGGGCCCAGUCUGGAGGACCUGUUCAACUUCUGCUCACGGAAAUUCAGCCUCAAGACGGUCCUGCUGCUGGCAGAUCAGAUGAUCAGUCGUAUUGAAUAUAUCCACUCGAAGAACUUCAUCCACAGAGAUGUGAAGCCAGACAACUUCUUGAUGGGGCUGGGCAAGAAGGGCAAUCUGGUCUACAUCAUUGACUUCGGCCUGGCCAAGAAAUACCGUGACGCCCGCACACACCAGCACAUCCCCUACCGCGAGAACAAGAACCUGACUGGCACCGCCCGUUAUGCCUCCAUUAACACUCACCUGGGCAUUGAACAAUCCAGACGGGAUGACCUGGAGUCACUGGGCUAUGUCCUCAUGUACUUCAACCUCGGCUCACUGCCCUGGCAAGGACUCAAGGCUGCCACCAAGAGGCAGAAGUAUGAACGCAUCAGCGAGAAGAAGAUGUCCACGCCCAUCGAGGUCCUCUGUAAAGGCUACCCAUCCGAGUUUGCUACCUACCUGAACUUCUGCCGCUCCCUUCGGUUCGACGACAAACCUGACUACUCAUAUCUGCGCCAGCUUUUCAGAAACCUCUUCCACAGACAGGGCUUCUCUUACGACUAUGUUUUUGACUGGAACAUGCUCAAAUUUGGUGCCAACAGAGCUGUGGAGGACGCUGAGCGGGAGCGUCGGGAGCGCGAAGAGAGGCUGAGGCACAGCAGGAACCCUGGGGCCAGGGGCAUGGCCUCAGCCUCAGGGAGGGCCCGAGCGGCUCAGGAUGUUGCCGCCCCCUCGCCACUCAACCCAGCCUCACACACAGGAAUGGAGAAAGAGAGGAAAGUGAGCAUGCGUCUUCACCGCGGAGCACCCGUCAACAUCUCCUCCUCAGACCUGACAGGACGCCAGGACACAUCUCGCAUGUCCACCUCACAGGCUUUGUCCCGGGUCACGCCCAGCGGCCUCCAGUCUGCAGCUCCACGGUGAAGCCCCUCCCAUCCACCUGUGCACCAUGGAGGCCUCAACAAGCACCACCUGCAGCACACGCACACACACACACACACAUUCACACAUAUACAUGACUCGAAACACCAUUUGACCAAGAGUCAGGCUGCACUCUUGUUCAACUGACAGAGGAGGUGCACAACCAGGGGUGUGUGUGUUUGUGUGUGACAGGGACGAUUGGGGGGAGUUCAGUCUGGUUGCCUUAUCCACCGUUGUCAAAGUAGCAGCCAUAUCCUCCCUUCUAGUCUCUGAAGAUGUGGAAUCACUCCCACUUUCCUCCCUGUUGAUGAAGCCAUGGAUUCAUCUUUUUUGUUUUGUUUUUAUUGCUUUUACUUAUUCUUUUUGUUUAGCAUUAAAAUUCUCUUACACCAGCUCCACUGGCCUGAGUUCACAAGCUGUCAGGUAGAACAUGGAGAAUGAUAAAAAAGUCUUAGUUGUUGAAAAUAGUGUGUGGGACUUUAUUUUAUAAAUAUGGAAGCAAGAAGACACGUGAUCCAUCAUGGCAGUGUUAAAGGAUAGUGCCUAAACUCUGUUUUGUGUCCUCAAAGACUCAUGUAAUCCCACCAAUCAGUACUUUUUUUCUUUAGGUGUAGAUUUCCAGAGAGGGGUCACCCCUUUGUUUUUAAAGUGGGACAAAAGCCUGCUAACUCUUUAUUUUCAUAGGUGACCCCAAUUGAGUUAUUUUAUUCUCCUCAGGCGUGUUGCAACCAGGAUCCAAAAACACGCAGCACAUUUUUCUUUCUGUGUUCAGGUUGUGACUGCAGCGUGCUGCUUGGGAAAGCUGUGAAUGGAGCAGUGAAAUAUUAAGAGUCCCCGUAUCGGCUCUGAAUGGAUGAGAUGCUGUUUUUAACCCAGUGCAUAGUGAUGUGAUUUUUGUUUGUGUGUGUGUGUUUCUGUCUUAGGGUUGUACAAGCUCAAAAGCAGGGGGGAGAUGAACAUGUUUAAAGGGUUUUCUUCUCUUUUCUUUACUUUUUGGGCUCCUUGGCUCCUACGCCUCCCUCAACCAUCGAUCAUUUACAUUUUGGAGCAAACCUAAAGCCAUUUCUACCUGGACCAGGUCACAACAGUCUGUACUGGGCUCAUAAAUGUCCUCUGACCAGAGACCAAGACACCACUUCAACUGGUUCUACAAACCACAUAAGACCACAAAAAUAAACCUGCAGCACAGAAACAUAACAUUGAUUCUAUACAAUACUGUUUCCUUCUGCUCAUAUCUUGAGUUAUGUAUAGUAAACAGCACCAGUUCCAAAAGCGGCUCACAGUUAUUAGAAGUCUGCAUUAAAAGGCAUCCGGAGUAUCUGAAAACACUUCAAUAAUAGACUGUAAUUCUUAGAUUCAGCUGCAAAACUCCAGAUGGAGCAUGUUGCAGCUUUCAGUUUUGACCAAUUUUAUGUUUGUUUGUUUGUUUUUUUAACUUAAUAAUAGAUUACAAGUCACCUUUUAAAAAAGGCAGCCCCAGAGUUCAUUCAGAUUGCACUUUCAUGUUGUUGCUGCCAGGGUAAACUCACGGUUUACAUCCAUACACUUGAUAGUAGUGAUGGAUGACACAACAGUUUAAAAAGUAGAGAUGCACAUCAGCCACUACUCUGUUUAAUCUGGUAAAAAUGUGAAUAUCUGCAAAUACCAAUGCUCGUUGCUUCGAUUGGUUCAUCCCUAGUUUAGUUAAAAUGUAACAAACUUGCAUCACACGCUUAAGACAUGGUGUCUCGGCUGCUUCAGGUUAUUUCAGUUAAAUUUUUUUGAAGAUUCAUCAGCUCAGAGAUGGGAACACUCCACAACAUGAGUCCUGGUAGAGAAUGGGCAUGGCUAAAUGUAAAGGAGGUGGUUGUGGAGCGCCGUGGGUGGAGUCUAGUCUUAAAGGAGGCGUCGGUCACAGCUGAGUCUCAGCAGUACUGAGUCACGUUUCUCGUGGCUCUUAGGUGACACGUUUCCAUCGAGUGAAGACUUUGAGUCAACAGUGGGCUGACCUGACCUGACCAAUGAAUCGUGCAGAUUUUACAGUAGAAAAUUCAGUGGUAGACAGGCUGCGGAGUAACGUAGGCCGUUGUGUGUAGUUUGAAGGGGAACUGGGGCGUAGCGCUAACGUGUACAUGUUUGUUCCGUUGUUGUGUAUAGGAUGUGCCUGGUCUGUUGACCUUUGGGAGGAUGGUAACCGUGUAUGAGGGACUGGGAACCACUCACUCCAGUAGAAGUCAUGCUAAGGCAGUCUGGUUUUGUUUUGUUAAUAUAUUUCACCUGUGGGCUUGAAAAACAAACAAAAAAAGUGAUGGAUUAACUUGUUUGUCUCACUGAUGAUGGCUAUGAUAAAUGCAAGUACACUUUACAUGGGUAAUAGUUUUUUCAGUCUGUCAUGUCUGCUUUCACUCAGUUCUUUUUUCACCACUUGUAUCAGUUUUGCUUUUGACUGUGAAGGCAGUCGAGAUGAUUGUUGACAUCCCACAAUGCAUCUCUUACUGUAGAUACAUGGGAAAUGUUUCUUUCCAUCCCCACCUAAAGACUUUUGCUCCUCAUUUGUAAUGCCACUGUAUUUGUGUAUUUUAAAAUUGUGUAAAUAAAUUAAUAAGUACUUGUA